AGGCUGUGAGGUUUGAGCGACUACCACAAGAAGCCCGUGCAGACAUAGGCUAUAUUCCUGUAAGAACUGUCAACUGAACAGGUGGGACAACUGACUACCCAGACCUUAACAUCUACGCACAUUUGACUUCAAUUGUGAGGCUAUCAAAUACUCAUGUCCGCAGAGGAGAAUGAAUGCGUAUGGUCGACAGAGCAAUCAAGACAGUGUGGUGGUGCUGGUGCUGGUGCUGGUGGUGUGAAGUCAUGGGAGCUGGAGUCUCUCUCUGCUCGGACUCUGCACUUCGUGGAGCGUAUUGGGGAGCAGUACAUGUGUCCAAUCUGCAGCAGUGUCGUGCUGAAUCCCCACCAAGCAGGGUGUGGACAUAUAUUCUGCUACCAGUGCAUCCGUGUCAUGUUGGACAGCAAAACGAGUCCAAAGUGCCCAUUAGACAACGUGCUUAUCAAGUCAGAUGAGGUGUUUCAGGACAACUGCCGUCGAAGAGAACUGCUAAACCUGGAAGUGUACUGCACCAAUGCUUCAGCCUGCUCACACAAGAUCAUUCUAAGUCAUUUACAGGAACACCUGAAGUGUUGUGAGUAUGAGUCUGUCCAGUGCACUAACUACGGCUGCACAGAAGUAAUGCAGCGCAAAGAGCUGCAGGAGCAUCAGAAGAACGGCUGUGUGUUCCGUCUUGAGCUGUGUGCUCACUGUAGAAAACCCUUCCCACUGGCCCAGCUCAAGAAACAUGAACAAGCCAUUUGUCCUGAGGGUGAAGUGGAGUGUCCCAACAAAUGUGUUCAAAGGAUAAAAAGAAAUAAACUCCAUGAGCACGCCGACGAGUGUCCUGAAGAAGAGAUCGACUGCUCCUACCGCAAAUAUGGCUGCAGCACCAGGGCAAAGAGAGCUCAAGUUCAAGUCCAUGAAAGUACAGAGUUUAAUCACCAUGUUCUGCUGGUUUUGGAAAGCAAUAGUAUGCUGGAGAAAAAGGUGGAAGAGCUGCAGCAGGACCUGGUGCACAGGCACAGUGUGCUGCAGAACAACUGUCUGCUGCUGGACACGCUGGACAGGGAGGUGUCCAAAACUGACCGCACCCUCUCGGCCCUCAAUUGCUCUCUGGAGAAGCAGAGAGAGUGUGUGUCCAGUGUGCAGCAGCAGCUGCAGGCCCUAAGGUGUGUGCUGGGAGCAGACUUUGGCCAAGAGCAGCUGCAGAGCCUGAAAGCCUCGCUGGACUCUCUCAGACAGCGGGUGGACGCAGCAGAGGUCCUCCGGGAACACCUGGGUGUUCUGGAGCAGACGUGCCAGCGCCACACCCGCCUGCUGUCCAUCCACGUGGAGCAGCUGCAGAGCAACGAGGAGCGCUUCCGCCACCUGGAGUCCACCUCGUACGACGGCAAGCUCAUCUGGAAGAUCCGCGAGUACCGGCGCAGGAAGGAGUCGGGCGCCCCGCUCAGCGCGCCGCCCUUCUACACCAGCCGCAGCGGCUACAAGCUGAGCGCCCGCGUCUACCUGGGCGGCGACGGGCCCGGCCGCGACACACACCUGUCCCUGUACCUGAUGGUGAUGCGCGGCGACUUCGACUCCCUGCUGCCGUGGCCGUUCCGCCAGCCGGUGGCGUUCUCGGUGCUGGACCAGAGCGGAGCGAGGAGCCACAUCACCAUGGGCUUCACCCCGGACGCCGACAACGACAGCUUCCACCGUCCCCGCGGCGACGCCAACAAGGCCGCCGGCUACCACCAGUUCGUCUCCCACGGCAACCUGGAGGCGCCGAAGAAUGGCGUGUAUGUGCGGGACGACACCCUGUUCAUCAAGGUGCAGGUGGACACGGUGGGACUGGAGGACCUUUAGCAUCCUCUCAGCUGAGAGACACUUCACCUCUGGGCAGUGCUCUAGAUGUUGGGACACUGUGGCGCAAGAGGCUUCAGCGUCCACGCCAGCGUCCAGGCCAAGAGCCCUUGGGGACCCGGGUUUGAGUCUGGCCAGCGGUCAUUUCCUCAUCCCACCCUGACUCUCUCUCUUCCACUCCUCCCACCCCAUCUCUCUCUCCCACCAUCUCUCUCUCUUCCACUCCUCCCACCCUCUCUCUCUCUUCCACUCCUCCCACCCUCUCUCUCUCUUCCACUCAUCCCACCCUCUCUCUCUCUCUCCCACUCAUCCCGCUUUCGGUCAUUCUUCACUGUCCUAUCUGCAUAAAGACAAAGAGCCUCAAGAUAUUUUCUUAGAAAAACUUUGCACUGGCAAACUGAGAAUUAUGUGACCAAAAUCACACAAAAAAUUUUUUCAGAGGAAAUUAAAUCAAAUCAUUUACAGUAUGUGUAGACAGGUCAUAUUCACAAUUUUCAUCCAUUCAAUUUUCAUAAAGUUGUAAGUUAUAGAUGUCUGAAGUUAUUGUGUUAAUAAUUAACUUAAAAGUCCCCUGCAAUGUGAAUUCAACAGGCAGCCUAUAUGUUUUUUGUAAACAAAGCUAAACUUAAGCGUCUUACAAAUACAUCUUUGAAAAUUC
Messenger RNA from Sardina pilchardus (European sardine), 2479 nucleotides. RefSeq names its product Tnf receptor-associated factor 5 (gene traf5). The coding region runs from base 154 to 1824 and encodes 556 amino acids. Gene Ontology annotation, biological process: protein K63-linked ubiquitination; tumor necrosis factor-mediated signaling pathway; regulation of apoptotic process. Gene Ontology annotation, molecular function: thioesterase binding; zinc ion binding. The record is from RefSeq and is a predicted model, not a curated record. The transcript has 11 exons. Lineage: Eukaryota; Metazoa; Chordata; Actinopteri; Clupeiformes; Clupeidae.